CUACAGUCCAAAUAACACGACCUGCUCCAGCUCCUGCACCGCGUCCUCUACCGGCACCACGCCCUGCCCCUGCUUCUUUCUUAGCACAGCAGACGCAAGAAGCGGCUUCUCUAAGCAGCGCAUCAUCCGCCGCAUCCACUGCUACGACGUCCCAGGCGCUUCAAACGUCCAGCGCAUCACAGUUUACAGCAGCCACUUCCCAAACGUCUUCAGCAGUUUCCGUGAGUAAUGAAGCCUUGCAGAGUGCAAUCAUUCCGAACAUAGCAUCUUCGAGCGCACUAAAUGCAAUAAGUACAGGACAAAUUUCUGUGCAAAAUCUCAUUUCAGUAGCGUCCCAAAUCCUUACAAAUUCCUUCGGUAUUUCUCAAAGUUCGGCACAAAGCAUUCUCAGCCAGACUUUGUCUAAUCAUGGAAGAGGUUCAUCGACUGGAGCACUUGCUGCAGCACUUGCAUCAGCUUUCUCACAGCUUCUUGUACAAUCAGGAGCCGUAACAGCUGCUCCUGCACCGCGUCCUCUACCGGCACCACGCCUGUCCCUGCUUCUUCAUAGCACAGCAGACGCAACAAGCGGCUUCUCUAAGCAGCGCAUCAUCUGCUGCAUCCACUGCUACGACGUCCCAGGCGCUUCAAACGUCCCAGCGCAUCACAGUUUACAGCAGCCACUUCCCAAACGUCUUCAGCAGUUUUCCGUGAGUAAUGAAGCCUUGCAGAGUGCAAUCAUUUCGAACAUAGCGUCUUCGAGCGCACUAAAUGCAAUAAGUACAGGACAACUUUCUGUGCAAAAUCUCAUUUCAGUAGCGUCCCAAAUCCUUACAAAUUCCUUCGGUAUUUCUCAAAGUUCGGCACAAAGCAUUCUCAGCCAGACUUUGUCUAAUCAUGGAAGAGGAUCAUCGACUGGAACACUCGCUGCAGCACUUGCAUCAGCUUUCUCACAGCUUCUUGUACAAUCAGGAGCCGUAACAGCUGGUCAGGAAUACAGUAUUGGACAAAGCGUUGGUUCCAACCUGUCGUCGGUUCUGCAACAGCUACAGUCCCAAAAUACACGACCUGCUCCAGCUCCUGCACCGCGUCCUCUACCGGCACCACGCCCUGCCCCUGCUUCUUUCAUAGCACAGCAGACGCAACAAGCGGCUUCUCUAAGCAGCGCAUCAUCCGCCGCAUCCACUGCUACGACGUCCCAGGCGCUUCAAACGUCCAGCGCAUCACAGUUGACAGCAGCCACUUCCCAAACGUCUUCAGCAGUUUCCGUGAGUAAUGAAGCCUUGCAGAGUGCAAUCAUUUCGAACAUAGCGUCUUCGAGCGCACUAAAUGCAAUAAGUACAGGACAACUUUCUGUGCAAAAUCUCAUUUCAGUCGCGUCCCAAAUCCUUACAAAUUCCUUCGGUAUUUCUCAAAGUUCGGCACAAAGCAUUCUCAGCCAGGCUUUGUCUAAUCAUGGAAGAGGAUCAUCGACUGGAACACUCGCUGCAGCACUUGCAUCAGCUUUCUCACAGCUUCUUGUACAAUCAGGAGCCGUAACAGCUGGUCAGGAAUACAGUAUUGGACAAAGCGUUGGUUCCAACCUGUCGUCGGUUCUGCAACAGCUACAGUCCCAAAUAACACGACCUGCUCCAGCUCCUGCACCGCGUCCUCUACCGGCACCACGCCCUGCCCCUGCUUCUUUCAUAGCACAGCAGACGCAACAAGCGGCUUCUCUAAGCAGCGCAUCAUCCGCCGCAUCCACUGCUACGACGUCCCAGGCGCUUCAAACGUCCAGCGCAUCACAGUUUACAGCAGCCACUUCCCAAACGUCUUCAGCAGUUUUCCGUGAGUAUAGCGUCUUCGAGCGCACUAAAUGCAAUAAGUACAGGACAAUUUCUGUGCAAAAUCUCAUUUCAGUAGCGUCCCAAAUCCUUACAAAUUCCUUCGGUAUUUCUCAAAGUUCGGCACAAAGCAUUCUCAGCCAGACUUUGUCUAAUCAUGGAAGAGGAUCAUCGACUGGAGCACUCGCUGCAGCACUUGCAUCAGCUUUCUCACAGCUUCUUUGUACAAUCAGGAGCCGUAACAGCUGGUCAGGAAUACAGUAUUGGACAAAGCGUUGGUUCCAACCUGUCGUCGGUUCUGCAACAGUUACAGUCCCAAAUAACACGACCUGCUCCAGUCCUGCACCGCGUCCUCUACCGGCACCACGCCCUGCCCCCUGCUUCAUUCAUAGCACAGCAGACGCAACAAGCGGCUUCUCUAAGCAGUGCAUCAUCUGCUGCAUCCACUGCUACGACGUCCCAGGCGCUUCAAACGUCCAGCGCAUCACAUUUACAGCAGCCACUUCCCAAACGUCUUCAGCAGUUUCCGUGAGUAAUGAAGCUUUGCAGAGUGCAAUCAUUUCGAACAUAGCGUCUUCGAGCGCACUAAAUGCAAUAAGUACAGGACAACUUUCUGUGCAAAAUCUCAUUUCAGUAGCGUCCCAAAUCCUUACAAAUUCCUUCGGUAUUUCUCAAAGUUCGGCACAAAGCAUUCUCAGCCAGGCUUUGUCUAAUCAUGGAAGAGAUCAUCGACUGGAACACUCGCUGCAGCACUUGCAUCAGCUUUCUCACAGCUUCUUGUACACAUCAGGAGCCGUAAACAGCUGUCGCUGUACAGUAUUGGACAAAAGCGUUGUUCCAACCUGUCCAACCUGUCGUCGGUUCUGCACAGCUACAGUCCCAAUCCCAAUAACACGACCUGCUCCAGCUCCUGCACCGCUCGUCUCCCGGCACCGCGCCUGCUGUCCCUCCCUUCCCACGCCCUGCCCCUGCUUCUCUUCUUUAAGCCGUGCAUCGACUCUCAAGCAUCGCUGCUACCACGACCGUCCGCUUCACCGUCCGCUUCAAACCUCCAGUUUCACAGUUUCCCACUGCCACUUCUUCCAGCAUUUUCCUCUCGCGUCCAACCUCUUCCUUACAAAUUCCUUCUCAUACCCCCAUUUCUUCCCACCCCUCAAGUCCCAUCGUCUACCCUUUAAGCAUUUCCUUCCACCUUCUCACCAGGCUUUGUCUAAUCAUGGAAGAGGAUCAUCGACUGGAGCACUCGCUGCAGCACUUGCAUCAGCUUUCUCACAGCUUCUUGUACAAUCAGGAGCCGUAACAGCUGGUCAGGAAUACAGUAUUGGACAAAGCGUUGGUUCCAACCUGUCGUCGGUUCUGCAACAGCUACAGUCCCAAAUAACACGACCUGCUCCAGCUCCUGCACCGCGUCCUCUACCGGCACCACGCCCUGCCCCUGCUUCUUUCAUAGCACAGCAGACGCAACAAGCGGCUUCUCUAAGCAGCGCAUCAUCCGCCGCAUCCACUGCUACGACGUCCCAGGCGCUUCAAACGUCCAGCGCAUCACAGUUUACAGCAGCCACUUCCCAAACGUCUUCAGCAGUUUCCGUGAGUAAUGAAGCCUUGCAGAGUGCAAUCAUUUCGAACAUAGCGUCUUCGAGCGCACUAAAUGCAAUAAGUACAGGACAACUUUCUGUGCAAAAUCUCAUUUCAGUCGCGUCCCAAAAUCCUUACAAAUUCCUUCGGUAUUUCUCAAAGUUCGGCCAAAGCAUUCUCAGCCAGACUUUGUCUAAUCAUGGAAGAGGAUCAUCGACUGGAACACUCGCUGCAGCACUUGCAUCAGCUUUCUCACAGCUUCUUGUACAAUCAGGAGCCGUAACAGCUGGUCAGGAAUACAGUAUUGGACAAAGCGUUGGUUCCAACCUGUCGUCGGUUCUGCAACAGCUACAGUCCCAAAUAACACGACCUGCUCCAGCUCCUGCACCGCGUCCUCUACCGGCACCACGCCCUGCCCCUGCUUCUUUCAUAGCACAGCAGACGCAACAAGCGGCUUCUCUAAGCAGCGCAUCAUCCGCCGCAUCCACUGCUACGACGUCCCAGGCGCUUCAAACGUCCAGCGCAUCACAGUUUACAGCAGCCACUUCCCAAACGUCUUCAGCAGUUUCCGUGAGUAAUGAAGCCUUGCAGAGUGCAAUCAUUUCGAACAUAGCGUCUUCGAGCGCACUAAAUGCAAUAAGUACAGGACAAAUUUCUGUGCAAAAUCUCAUUUCAGUAGCGUCCCAAAUCCUUACAAAUUCCUUCGGUAUUUCUCAAAGUUCAGCACAAAGCAUUCUCAGCCAGGCUUUGUCUAAUCAUGGAAGAGGAUCAUCGACUGGAGCACUCGCUGCAGCACUUGCAUCAGCUUUCUCACAGCUUCUUGUACAAUCAGGAGCCGUAACAGCUGGUCAGGAAUACAGUAUUGGACAAAGCGUUGGUUCCAACCUGUCGUCGGUUCUGCAACAGCUACAGUCCCAAAUAACACGACCUGCUCCAGCUCCUGCACCGCGUCCUCUACCGGCACCACGCCCUGUCCCUGCUUCUUCAUAUCGCGCCCAAAUCCUUACAAAUUCCUUCGGUAUUCUCAAAGGCACACAAAGCAUUCUCAGCCAGGCUUUGUCUAAUCAUGGAAGAGGAUCACCGACUAAAGCACUCGCUGUAGCAACUGCAUCAGCUAUCUCACAGCUUCUUGUACAAUCAGGAGCCGUAACAGCUGGUCAGGAAUACAGUAUUGGACAAAGCGUUGGUUCCAACAUGUCGUCGGUUAUGCAACAGCUACUGUCCCAAAUAACACGACCUGCUCCAGCUCCUGCACCGCGUCCUCUACCGGCACCACGCCCUGCCCCUGCUUCUUUCAUAGCACAGCAGACGCAAACAAGCGGCUUCUCUAAGCAGCGCAUCAUCCGCCGCAUCCACUGCUACGACGUCCCAGGCGCUUCAAACGUCCAGCGCAUCACAGUUUACAGCAGCCACUUCCCAAACGUCUCAGCAGUUUCCGUCUUCGAGCGCACUAAAUGCAAUACGUACAGGACAACUUUCUGUGCAAAUCUCAUUUCAGUAGCGUCCCAAAUCCUUACAAAUUCCUUCGGUAUUUCUCAAAGUUCGGCACAAAGCAUUCUCAGCCAGGCUUUGUCUGAUCAUGGAAGAGGAUCAUCGACUGGAGCACUCGCUGCAGCACUUGCAUCAGCUUUCUCACAGCUUCUUGUACAAUCAGGAGCCGUAACAGCUGGUCAGGAAUACAGUAUUGGACAAAGCGUUGGUUCCAACCUGUCGUCGGUUCUGCAACAGCUACAGUCCGAAAUAACACGACCUGCUCCAGCUCCUGCACCGCGUCCUCUACCAGCACCACGCCCUGCCCCCGCUUCUUUCAUAGCACAGGAAGCGCAACAUGCUUCUUCUUCAAGUAGCGGGACGUCCGCAGUUAGCAUUACAUCACCUUCGAAUGUGAGGGAAUCGUCGAGUGGUUCAGAUUACAGUAGUUCCUUUGCCGGCUCUCAAAUACCUAUUUCUCCGGAAUAUUCAUCAACCGGUUCUGCGGCGUUUCUAAGCGCUACUGGAAUAAACACUCAGGAACUGUUAUCUCCUGUAACGGAUGCAAGGAUUUCUUCUCUGAGUGGAGCACUUUCUUCAGCCUUCUCUGGUGGCAAAGUGGAUUUCCAAUUAUUAUCAAAUGCUAUUGCGAAGACUAGUGGAGAAAUUCAGCAUAGCUCAAAUUUAUCGGAAAGUGAAGUUAUUGUAGAGGCGUUGCUUGAAACGAUUGCAGCUCUUAUCGAACUGCUUUCUCCCAGAGCCUCUGGUAGCUCUUCUGCACUUGCUUAUAACCUUGUUCAGGUCUUUGGUUAGGUAUAUUCCAAGAUGAAGUUAGUUUCAGUUUUACACUUGUAUUUAACUGUAAGGUAUUAUGAUGCGACUAUGAAUCAUAAGUACUGUCUAAAUAAAUAUGUAUUUGCUUUAACA
Messenger RNA from Stegodyphus dumicola, 5774 nucleotides. RefSeq lists its product as uncharacterized. The record is from RefSeq and is a predicted model, not a curated record. NCBI's taxonomy places the organism in Eukaryota, Metazoa, Arthropoda, Arachnida, Araneae, Eresidae.